AUGUCGACUUGCUCCCCCAACCCGGCGGCUCCGCCGACACGCAUUUCGGAUGCGCCAGACUCUGUCAACGCCCCCGCCGAGGACACUUGCAUGCAAGACCAAGACAAACCAAAAGACAUUGAUGAUGAACAGCAUCACGAUGUAGCAGACGAUGCAGUCUCAGAAACAAACACGAUGAUUUAUGGCCAGGAGCCAUUCGAGACGAUCCAACACAAAGUCGCCGCACUAGCCGCGAAGAUAUUCGGGCGAGACCCGCGAGACAUCACAGUCUACGAGAUGAAGGGCGGGUCUUACAACCGAGUCAUCGGCGUCUCAAUCGCGCAAAAGCCCAAAAGGUUCACCUUGGCCUGGUUUCUGUUUCCCUGCUUGCGCGCGCGCAAGAAGAAGGCGGCUACGAAGUCAGAGUCGUACGUCGUGCGCGUCCCGAGAAUGGAAUACAACAAUGACGAAUCCAUGGCCCAAGCCAUGGAAAGGGAGGUGUCAAUCCUGAAGGCAGCGGGCUCUCGGCUGCCUCUGCCCAUUCCCAAGGUUGCGAGCUAUGAUCUUACCACUGCAAAUAUUUUCGAACGUCCAUACAUGAUCCAAACCCAUCUCCCUGGUCGCACUCUCGCGACGAACCUUUGGAACAAUCUCAAUAUGGAGCAGAAGAAGCACCUCGCCAAGGAGAUCAUCGCUCUCGCUCCCACCAUCGCCUCAGUAGAAGGAUCAAUUGGCGACAUAUCUUCUCAGAACCUGAACAAACCUCCGACUUCUCCGAUCUUAACCCAGACGUUUUAUAUAACAAGUCGUGAGGGGUUUAAGCCUGAGCCGGCUUUGAACGAUGACCCUUUCGACUACAUGCUUGGGCGAUGCAAGCAGUGGAGCGAAUACCACAACUCCGAGGACGCUCCUUUCGACGACAUCUGGAUAAGCUUCGCGAGGAUCACGAAGGCUCUAGAGGCUCGUGGCUUUCUCGAAGGGCCAUGUGUACUCGUUCAUGGUGAUCUCAAAUGUUACAACAUCCUAGCCGAAGUACGUAGUGACACCGAGGCUGUCGUCACAGGCGUUAUCGACUGGGAUACGGCCAUUAUCGCGCCAGAGUUCAUGGCCUAUAGAGCACCAUUUUCCCUUUGGACCCCUGAAGACAUGCCUAGCGCUAAGGAAGAUGACGAAAGCGUGGCCAACGUGGAGCCCGUUACUGAGGAGGACAAGAUCUUGAAGCAAGUUUUCCUUGACAAUGCGUCGGAGAAGUACAAGUUCUUUGCCUUUGCACCAGAGGCAAUGCUUGCUAGACGUAUGUUCUAUAUCAUGCAGAAGGGGGCGAACAGUCCUUGGUACAAUGAUGAGGCAAUAAGCGUUGUCAAGGCGUGGGAUAAGCUCCACCCUGAGGAUAAUGUUCGGUUCCGUUAUGAUUGGCAAUCCGACUCUGAGGCUGAGUCUGACUCUGAUGAUGAGCCUACAAAGGAUGAUGAACCUGCAAAGGACGAUAAGACUACGGAGAACGACGAGAGUACAAAGGACGAUGAGCCUGGCAAAGACAUUGAGCCUACAACGGAUACAGAAGAAGACGAGCUCAUUGUCACGGAGUAG
This is a messenger RNA of Alternaria infectoria, 1569 nucleotides long. RefSeq lists its product as uncharacterized. NCBI's taxonomy places the organism in Eukaryota, Fungi, Ascomycota, Dothideomycetes, Pleosporales, Pleosporaceae. The transcript has a single exon. The coding region runs from base 1 to 1569 and encodes 522 amino acids. The record is from RefSeq and is a predicted model, not a curated record.